Fusarium tjaetaba is the source of this 321-nucleotide messenger RNA. Its product is annotated as BNS1. The record is from RefSeq and is a predicted model, not a curated record. The coding region runs from base 1 to 321 and encodes 106 amino acids. NCBI's taxonomy places the organism in Eukaryota, Fungi, Ascomycota, Sordariomycetes, Hypocreales, Nectriaceae. The transcript has 3 exons.
AUGUCAGCCAAGGUUCUCGCCGAUAAGGACGUCAACGCUCCCAUGAUUGAGCAGCCAGUUACCAAAGACGUCAAGAGCAUGGAGUAUCAUCGCCAGGUUCUCCAGUCCAAGAUGGCUGAGGAAGAGACUGCCAACAAGUACGUCUCGCCUUCAGACAACAUCAUGAGCCCUUGCUCCGCAAAGAUCAAUGCUCUACGAAACAAGCACGCCAGCAAGGCUAAGCCUAAGUCCUUGUUCGCCCAAGCGAGCGCUAAGAAACUCCAGGGCGACAAUCCCUUGGGGGCAAAGCCAGCACCAGCCAAGGCCGGUUUCCAGCUGUAA